Molecule: messenger RNA, 1954 nt
Organism: Fundulus heteroclitus (mummichog)
Lineage: Eukaryota; Metazoa; Chordata; Actinopteri; Cyprinodontiformes; Fundulidae
Gene: cyp2u1
Product: cytochrome P450 2U1
Exons: 5
Coding region: 1-1248 (415 amino acids)
Biological process (GO): xenobiotic metabolic process
Cellular component (GO): cytoplasm; intracellular membrane-bounded organelle
Molecular function (GO): oxidoreductase activity, acting on paired donors, with incorporation or reduction of molecular oxygen, reduced flavin or flavoprotein as one donor, and incorporation of one atom of oxygen; iron ion binding; heme binding
Source: RefSeq, a predicted model, not a curated record
AUGGCCCCUCUUGCAAUUAUAGUAACCUCCCCAGAAGGCGCCCCCCACUUUGGGAACCAGUGCACUCUCAGAAUCGUGUUUGCACCUUACGGGCCGGUCUGGAGGAAGCAGCGGCGGUUCUGCCACGCCACCCUCAGGAACUUCGGCCUGGGCAGGCUGAGUCUGGAGCCGUGCAUCCAGCAGGGCGUGGCCUCCCUCAACGCGGAGCUGCUGAGGCUGAACGGCGAGCGCGGCGCCUCCGGCGUGGACCCCUCCCAGCUGAUCAGCAACGCCGUGUCAAACGUCAUCUGCUCCCUGAUCCUGGGCCGCCGCUUCCACCACGAGGAUCCCGAGUUUCGCACCAUCCUGGACCUGAUGUCGCGGGGGCUGGAGAUCUGCGUGAACAGCCCCGCGGUCCUCAUCAACGUCUUCCCGGCGUUCUACUAUCUGCCCUUCGGGGUGUUUAGGGAACUACGGCAGGUGGAAAGGGACAUGACGGUGUUCCUGAAGAGGAUUAUCGCAGACCACAGUGAGAGCUUAGACCCGGACAACCCCAGGGAUCUCACAGACAUGUACCUGAUGGAGACGCUGGCACAGCAAGCUGCAGGAGAGGAGGGCAGCAGCUUCACAGAGGACUAUCUCUUUUAUAUAAUAGGGGACCUCUUCAUCGCUGGAACUGACACCACUACCAAUUCAGUUCUGUGGGUUCUGCUGUACAUGGUCUUAUACCCUGAUACCCAAGAGCAGGUCCAGGCAGAGAUCGACAGAGUUGUGGGCAGACGGCGUCCUCCAUCCUUGACAGACAGAGGAAGCUUGCCUUUCACUGAAGCCACCAUCAUGGAGGUGCAGAGACUGACCGCAGUGGUUCCUCUCAGCAUUCCUCACAUGGCAUCAGAGACCACAGAGUUCAGGGGCUACACCAUUCCCAAGGGAACGGUCAUUAUGCCCAACUUGUACUCAGUCCACAGAGAUCCCAGCGUCUGGGACGAUCCGGGCGCCUUCAAGCCGGCUCGGUUCCUGGACCAUGAAGGAAAAUUGCUGAGGAGGGAGUUCUUCAUACCGUUUGGUGUCGGUCGGAGGGUGUGCAUGGGCGAGCAGCUGGCCAAAAUGGAGCUCUUCCUGACCGUCACGGGUCUGCUGCAGGCCUUCAGCUUCCGGCUCCCAGACGGGAAACCCGCUCCGUCUCUGCAGGGUCGGUUCGGCCUGACGCUGGCGCCCUGUCCCUUCGCUGUGUGUGUGAGCGCCCGCACCCAGGAGGGUCUCAGCUAGAUGGGCCGCUGGGACGUCUGGCAGAACCCAGAGAUGCUUCUCAGGUGUCCGACUCUGAAUCAGAGAGUUCUUAAACCAAAACGUGGCUCUUUGCAAUAUUUUAUUAUCUGUUCAUUUCAAGAAUAUUUCUCUAAUUAGUCAAAAUGUAUUUGACUAUAAAAACUAGGAUUUUAUUUUCAGGUUAUUUCACUUUAAUGCAAUGACUUUAAUGCAAUUGUGUAAAUGUUUUUAUUUGUUAAGCACUUAGGAAGAUAUUUAUCUAAUUUUAGAAGUCAUUUUAAUCUGUUAAGAUCAGGUUUUUUUAUGUUUCUAUAAAAUACCAGAUGAAGAUUUUAUUGUUUCAUGGCAAUAUUUACUGCAUAUUUUCUCUGUAUAUAUGAUUAAGAGAAGCUUUGAAUUUCUGCUCUGUAUGUAAUACAGAUAGGAUUACUAGAAGUUGGAAUAUUAAUGAGGUUAUUGUCAUAUUUUAAAUGUUUUCUGCUUUGUUUUUCUAAAAAACGGAUGCAGCUCUGUUAUAAGAAUUGUUGAAAAACAGGAUAUUAUUGGAAUGUUUUAUUAGAAGUUUUAUUUAAACAAAUGUAAUUUGUAUCUGCUGCUGAAAUGUCUGUGGAAUCGGAUAAGAGUUAUUUUUUCACGAAAAAAAAAAAAUCAAAUGUGAAAUGACAUGACUGAUCUGAGAUCAAUUAAAAUGGGAAUCAUGUUGGAA